GUUAGGGUUUCUUGCUUUCCUUCGUUAAAUCCCUCUCCUCCCUAUAAAUAUAAGGCCAGUGACUCUCCGUCUUCUCUCAUUUGCUUUUCUAGGGUUUCUGCUGCGCAUUUUGCGGAGGAGCCGUCGCCAUGGGGAGGAGACCUGCAAGAUGUUACCGCCAAAUAAAAAAUAAGCCAUACCCAAAAUCACGCUUUUGCCGUGGUGUGCCUGAUUCUAAAAUAAGGAUUUAUGAUGUAGGGAUGAAGAAGAAAGGAGUGGAUGAGUUCCCAUUCUGUGUGCAUUUGGUGUCUUGGGAAAAGGAAAAUGUCUCCAGUGAAGCUCUUGAGGCUGCACGUAUUGCUUGCAACAAAUAUAUGGCCAAGUAUGCUGGAAAGGAUGCUUUCCAUUUGAGGGUCAGGGUACAUCCAUUCCAUGUUUUGCGUAUCAACAAAAUGCUUUCAUGUGCUGGAGCUGAUAGGCUCCAAACUGGUAUGAGGGGUGCUUUUGGCAAACCUCAGGGAACUUGUGCAAGAGUUGCCAUUGGCCAGGUUCUUCUGUCUGUUCGUUGUAAGGACAGCAACAGCCAUCAUGCACAGGAGGCUCUCCGCCGUGCAAAGUUCAAGUUCCCUGGUCGCCAAAAGAUCAUUGUCAGCAGGAAGUGGGGCUUUACCAAGUUCAACCGUACUGAUUAUGUGAAGUUGAAGGCAGAGAACCGCAUUGUAUCAGAUGGUGUCAAUGCCAAGCUUCUUGGGUGUCAUGGACCGUUGGCAGAGCGUCAACCUGGUAGAGCAUUUUUGAAUGCUUCUGCUUAAGUAGUUAUUCUGCUGAAGAAUGUCAUUCUUUGGAAAGUUUUAUUCAUAUCUUAGACUGUUUGGAUGUUAUGUUAUUCUUAGUAUGAUAUGAAGCUAGUGAGGUGUCGAAGUUUAUUUUAAGAUGUAUUAAGGAUAUAAUAUGAAUUUGAGAUCUUGUGGUUUAAAUUUUUGGAUCAAGUUUGAUAAUCUUGAGCGACUUUGCUAUUA
Molecule: messenger RNA, 998 nt
Organism: Hevea brasiliensis (rubber tree)
Lineage: Eukaryota; Viridiplantae; Streptophyta; Magnoliopsida; Malpighiales; Euphorbiaceae
Product: 60S ribosomal protein L10
Exons: 4
Coding region: 129-791 (220 amino acids)
Biological process (GO): translation; ribosomal large subunit assembly
Cellular component (GO): ribosome; cytosolic large ribosomal subunit
Molecular function (GO): structural constituent of ribosome
Source: RefSeq, a predicted model, not a curated record